UAAAGGCGAUUACUGUGCAUGUCAAAAGUUCAGGAUAUGACUAUUAUGAAGGUAUUAUUGAUCACUUUGGUGGUAUGAAUCUAAGUUUCAAUAGCACUGUAUGUAGACAACUUUUGUAAGACAUAAGAAAAGUGUUAUCGUCUCUGUCUGUUAUUUAGUGUUUAAUUGAUCAAAGAAAAAAUGAAGGAAAAGUUGAGAAUAUUUAGGCUUUUGCUCUACAAGAACUUUCUUAUUAGAAAGAGGCAUUGGAAGAUGGGAUUAUUUGUUGAAAUUUUAAUACCCUUCUUAUUGUUUAUUCUCAUUCAAGCAUGUAGAGAUUUUUCUGCAAAUCUACCAGAAAAAUAUGAAAACAAUACUUAUUAUGAUAUUAAGACCAAAGCCGAAUUAAUAACAAAGGUUAAUUAUAUGAACAUUAUAUAUUUUGUGCCUGAAAAUAGAUUUACAAGAACACUUAUGGAAAAAACAAGGGGUUGUCUCAAAUUUCCCAAUGAUAAAAUAACUGGAUUUUAUUCAAAAGAGGAAAUGCUUAAAAUGUAUGCAUUGUAUCAAAGUCAAUCUCCAAUAAAUAAUAUUAUAGCUGUAGUAUUUGAUGACAAGUAUAUCAAUGUUUCAACAAAACAUUUAGAAUAUACAAUACGAACUUCCUAUGCAAUCCCAAAUGUUUUAUAUAAAAUAGAAAAUCAAGGGCCAAUAAAAAUAGCGUUGGAGCAUGCUUUCAUUGAUGUGAUACCAUUUAUACAACUACAGUUGUGCCUAGAUGAAUCAUUUAUAAAAAUGAAAGCUCCAAAUGCAGCCUUUAAAUCAAAAAUAUCGAUACAGAAGAUGCCAUAUCCACCUUACAUAAAAUUGAAUGAAAAUGAUAUGAUAUCAAGGAUACUGUUUUGUGGAUUUGCUGUUAUUGCUUUUUUAAUUCCAUUAUGUGUAGAAGCAACUUAUGCAGCAGAUGAAAAAUUUAUUGGAAUCAAUGUUCUAAUGGCAAUGAAUGGUGUCCCAACUUAUUUAAAUUUGCUGAGUUGGCUAGUCAGUGGCUUAAUUUUCAGCAUAUCUUAUAUAUCUGCUCUUAUAAUUUUAUUUAACUUUGCUUUUACUAAUAAUGUCCAUCCUUAUUUAUACUAUGGAAAUAGUUUUAUUUUUUGGAUAGUCCUCAUUUUUCACGUUGGACAUUUAAUAACAUUUGGCAUGCAUAUUUCAGCUUAUUUUUCGAAACCUUUAUUCAUGAUAUCUGGAAUUUUGGCACUUUAUGGUGGCUCUAGUAUGAUGCAAAAGUACAGUAUUAAAGGAGAUUUUUAUUCAGUAGUACCUUAUCUGGGAAUAUUUUUUCCUAAUAUUUUACUAUUUCGAGCAUUCCAAGAAGUAAAUAAUUAUGAAACCAUGUUAAGAGGAAUUCAAUGGGAUAAUUUAUUUUUGGUCGCGGAUCCAAUGUAUAAAACUGCAGGAAGUUUGGGAAUGAUAAUGGUUUUUUCAAUAAUUGGAAUGAUGUAUCAUUUUGUCAUGACAAUUUACAUUCAUACUGUACGUCCCGGAAAAUAUGGCGUUAAAAAACAUCCAUUAUACUUUUUCAAGUUUGGAAAGGGUCAAAAUAGAGUAACUUCUGAUGAUGAAACUGAAGAUUAUGAAUUUGUCAAUGUAGAUGGAAAACCAUUUGAAACUGUAUCAAAAAAUUCUUAUACACCUGGUAUUCAAAUACGAAAUUUAAAAAAAGAUUAUUCCACACACUUAUUUAGUAAAUCGAAAGUACAAGCUCUCAGAGGUGUAUCCGUUGAUUUUUAUAAAGGACAAAUUACUGCCCUACUUGGGCAUAAUGGAGCUGGAAAAACUACAAUGAUGUCCAUUUUGACAGGUAUGAUUAGUCCUACAGUUGGCACAGUACUUAUAAAUGGAAAGAAUGUAAAAGAGGAGUCAAAUGUAAUAAUAAAUGACUUGGGUUUUUGCCCUCAAGAAAAUAUGUUAUUUCCAAAUCUCUCGGUUACUGAACAAAUCGAGUUUUUUGGCAUGUUAAAAGGAAAAAAUGAAGAAAAAGUAAUAAUUAAGAAAAAUGUAAAUGCUCUACUUGUAAAACUCAAAUUAUUUGAUAAAAGGAAUGCUUUGCCUAAACAAUUAUCUGGUGGCCAAAAAAGACGAUUAUGUCUUGCAAUGGCAGUUAUUGGAGAUUCAAGUACCUUAAUACUGGAUGAACCAACAUCUGGCAUGGAUCCAGAGAGUAAACGUGAUACUUGGGACAUUAUAUUAAAAAUGAGGGGACAAAAAACAAUUUUAAUUAGUACACACGAUAUGGAAGAAGCCGAUAUCCUUGGAGAUAGAAUUGCGAUAAUGCAUAUGGGUCAUUUAAAGAGCUAUGGAACAUCUAUGUUUUUAAAAAAAUUAUUAGGUCAAGGAAAUAUAGAAAUAACAUUAUCUACUGAACCAUGGUGUGAAUCACAGAAAGUGUGUAAAGAGUUAGAUGCAAGAGGUCAAAUUGUUAAUAUUGAUGGUGGAAAGAUAGUCUUAAGCAUUCCGUAUUCCCACGAGUUACCAGAUUCUUUGGAUAAAAUGGAAUUAAAGAAAAAGGAAUUUGGCGUUACAGGAAUGAGCGUUUCUUUAAUUACGUUAGAGCAAGUGUUUUUAAAGGUUACUCGAGAUAAUGAUGAUGUCACAGAUUCUUGUCAGCCAUUUAUAGAUGCUACUCAAAAAUUAAAAGGACACGCUCUUUUUGUUCAAUCUUUACUUGCAUUAUUAAAAAAAAAAGUUACAUAUUCUAUUAAAAAUAAGGCAACAAUUAGUAUUAUAAUUUUACUGCCUAUAAUUUGCAUUAUGUUUAUGACUAUGGACUAUAAUAUGUCUAGUGAUACUACACCUUUAAUAUCAAUGCGACUAAACAUGUACAGUAAACCACAAACUUACUAUAAGAGCAACAACAAAUUAUUUGGACAAAAAUAUAAAAUGGCUACAGAAGAAUAUAAUGGCAUAGCAACUGAAACUCUAAAUUAUCCUAGUAUCACCGAUGCGAUGCUGGAUCUGGGGCAUCAAGACAUAGCAUCAUACAGCAGUAGUUUAAUCGCUGCAGCUGAAUUCAAUGAAACUGGUAACGAUACUUUGGCGAAUGCUUUCUAUUCAGAUAACGCUAUGUUCAGCAUUCCUAUAUCCAUUAAUCUUCUGUCAAAUGCAAUCAUCAAGACCCUGGCUGGAGACGAUCACUCCAUUAGUAUAUUCAGUCAUCAGCUACCAAACUCUUUGCAAUCUAAUUUCAUACCCGACGAAACUGUGUAUGGAACCGUACUUCUAUUUGUCUUCUUCUUAUUUCCGGCAAUCGCUCUCUUCAUCAUUCAUCCUCUUAGGGAAUCAGUCACGAAUGUCAAACAAUUACAAAGGAUGGCUGGAGUUUCUUGCUUUACUUACUGGGGCACGAUGUUUAUAUUUGAUUUUCUUGUUUUUCUAAUACUAAUUAUCUUUGUUGUUGUUGGAUUCUUAUGUAUGGAUAAUGCCAUUGAUCUUCGAAUGUAUGAAGAGACAGAAAUUGGCAUAACAAUACUCAUAUUAGUUUUAUUUGCAAUCAAUGUUUUGCCAUUGAUUUAUAUAUUUAGUUUCUUGAAAAAAUCUACAAGCACUGUUAUAACAUUACUCAGUCUUAUACCAUUUGGCCUCGUUUCCUUGGAACUUAUAAUGCACGUUAUCGCCCUAAGUUUAAGUCACUUAAAGACUGCAAGAGUAUUACGAUCAAUUCAAAAGAAGCUAUUUCUUUUAAUACCAUAUUUAAGUUUCUUUCAUGGUGAACUUUCCUUUUUUACCACUGCCACUCAAAAUGCUAGAUGUCGAAGGCUACCAAAUGUACUUCAUGAUGUUGCGUGUCUUAUGAAAGAUACCUGUUGUGAUCUUGAAUGCUUUGAUGGAAAAUGUAAAAAAAGUUUAAGUUAUUUCAAUAAUUUCAAAGAUGACAUGUCGUUAGAAGAAAGUAUAACAUACAUGUGCUUCACACCAAUACUUUAUUUUGGAAUUCUUGCUUUGUUAGAAUAUAAAUUUAUACCUCUAAUGCUUGCAAAGAUGCGCAAUGGCAAGUAUGAAAUUUUAGAUGAUCCAUAUGACGAACAAGUAAAAAAAGAGAAACAUUCGGUUUCUUUCGAAAUAACUAAAGCCAGAAAUCAUUAUACAAAGAAAACGAACAAAAAAGCCGUAAAAAAUAAAAAAGCAGAAUCUAAUGGUAAUGCGACGAGUGAAGAGAGUAACGCCCUUUCCAACAAUGACACCUCCAACAACUACCUAUUUCUGGUUUAUCAGCUAAGCAAGCGCUAUGGAAAAUUCUUGGCGGUUGAAGAGGUCAGCUUCGGAGUUAAACAGCAUGAAUGUUUUGGUUUACUUGGAGUCAAUGGGGCUGGCAAGAGUACAACCUUUAAAAUAAUGACUGGACAAUCGGUACCUAAUAGCGGUGUUAUGUAUUUAGGCAAUAAGGACUAUAAAAGCAACGAGAAAUACUAUCUCUCACAGAUGGGAUAUUGUCCACAAAAUGAUGCUUUAAUAAGAUGUUUGAACGCUACCGAUCAUUUGACAUUAUUCGCUCGUUUACGAGGUAUUCCAGAACUGCAGGUUGGUGCAGAAGUAAGAAAAUGGAUCAACAGAUUAAAUUUAAAUGUCUGUGCUUCACAGCCAAGUGGAACAUAUAGUGGAGGAAAUAAGAGAAGACUUAACAUAGCGAUGGCCCUUAUUGGAAGUCCCAAUUUGAUUCUACUUGACGAACCCACAACAGGUGUUGAUCCAGCUGCUAGAAGAUCAUUAUGGAAUGUUAUCGAUUUCUGCAAAACAACUGGACAGGCCAUUAUUUUAACAUCACAUAGUAUGGAAGAAUGUGAGGCUCUUUGUAAUAGAUUAGUUAUUAUGGUGGAUGGACAAUUGGUGUGCAUUGGUCCAUGUCAAGAACUGAAACAGCGUUUUGGCGCAGGAUACGAUAUUCAAAUGAAAUUGAAUCCCGAGAAAUCGAACAGCGAAAUAGAAAAUAUUAAGAAGGAUAUACAAGAAGCAUUAAAUUGCGAACUCGUAGAUGAAAAUUCAGGAUUUCUUAUGUAUCAUGUUGUGACUUCUCAAACUACAUGGAGGAAAAUGUAUAACGUUAUGAACGAAUUAAAGAGUAAAUAUAACUCUAUCGACGAUUUUUCUAUUCUAUCGUCUACCCUUGAGCAGCUGUUUCUACUGUUUGCCAGGGCAGCUAAGCGAUCCAAUCAUAAGGGAUAGAAAUAAAAUAUAAAACGAAAAUAAUCAAAUCUGACAACAAUAUUACUAACAACUAAAGUCUCAAAGACAGAACACAUUUUUACAUGCGAUAUUUAAAAAUAUUGUUCAAAUCUAUGUAAAUCAGGUAAAAAGAUUAUAAUUUC
Molecule: messenger RNA, 5342 nt
Organism: Ceratosolen solmsi marchali
Lineage: Eukaryota; Metazoa; Arthropoda; Insecta; Hymenoptera; Agaonidae
Product: ATP-binding cassette sub-family A member 1
Exons: 24
Coding region: 181-5199 (1672 amino acids)
Biological process (GO): lipid transport; transmembrane transport
Cellular component (GO): membrane; intracellular membrane-bounded organelle
Molecular function (GO): ATP binding; lipid carrier activity; ABC-type transporter activity
Source: RefSeq, a predicted model, not a curated record